AUGUAUAUGUUAUCCGAGCGACAUGCUCGAGUUUUUCCGUUGUAUAUUCUUUUGCCCAAUGCGGAAACCCAUCUUUCUAAUAUAUCUCCUGUGUUUCGGGUGGCGUCACGUUUCGAAAUGAAGCUCGUUGUUGCCAGGUGUGAGCAGUUUUUGGCUCGGACGGGUAAGGAAGUGUUGGUUGAAGCGAUUGACGGGGCAAAGUAUUCGGGAAUAUUCUGUGCAUGUUUCCCAGAGUUCGACAUUGGACUGCGGCAUACAUAUAAAAUUACCACGGGUAACAGUGAGAAUCUGCUGCCAAAAUGGAAUAUGACUGCAAAAAUGUUAUUCAAGUUCAGUGAUAUUGUAGCCAUGUCCGCACUUAUGAAUGAGGAGGUCGUUAGAGGGUGCAGAUUGGAGAUUUCGACCUGA
Messenger RNA from Cylicocyclus nassatus, 408 nucleotides. The record is from the annotation of a GenBank genome assembly. NCBI's taxonomy places the organism in Eukaryota, Metazoa, Nematoda, Chromadorea, Rhabditida, Strongylidae.